Molecule: messenger RNA, 543 nt
Organism: Papilio machaon (common yellow swallowtail)
Lineage: Eukaryota; Metazoa; Arthropoda; Insecta; Lepidoptera; Papilionidae
Gene: Gpa2
Product: thyrostimulin alpha-2 subunit
Exons: 3
Coding region: 9-356 (115 amino acids)
Biological process (GO): cell surface receptor signaling pathway
Molecular function (GO): hormone receptor binding
Source: RefSeq, a predicted model, not a curated record
UAUCAAACAUGCUUCUAAGAAGUUUGAUGCUUUUGAUAUCUUUGAGCUAUGUUUUGGCUGCAGAUUCCUGGAGGAAACCUGGAUGUCACAGAAUAGGUCACACGAGAAACAUAAGUAUUCCAGACUGCGUCGAGUUUAAAAUAACUACAAACGCAUGCCGUGGCUUCUGCGAGUCUUGGUCGUUGCCUAGUAUCAUGCUGGGGUUCAAGAGGCAUCCAGUUACAUCCCUGGGUCAGUGCUGUAAUAUCAUGGAGUCUGAAGACGUUCCAGUAAAAGUUCUAUGCCUAGAUGGUGAAAGAAAUUUAAUAUUUAAAUCGGCUAUAUCCUGCGCCUGCUACCAUUGUCAAAAGGAAUAAUUUGCUAUUUUUCGGACCAUCCCAAUUAAAAUUGAAAUCUUCCUGUAAAAUAUAUUCUUUUGUCAUCCCCUAAAAUCUUAUCUUAUCUAAAGUAUUAUGAUAAAUUAGUGUUAAGGUUAAAAGUGUAACUUUCAAUAUGUUAAUUUACAAUACUGGCAAAAAUUAUUAUGAAAUCACAAGAAAUAAA